This is a messenger RNA of Daktulosphaira vitifoliae (grape phylloxera), 3778 nucleotides long. Its product is annotated as eukaryotic translation initiation factor 4E transporter-like. Gene Ontology annotation, biological process: negative regulation of translation. NCBI's taxonomy places the organism in Eukaryota, Metazoa, Arthropoda, Insecta, Hemiptera, Phylloxeridae. The record is from RefSeq and is a predicted model, not a curated record. The transcript has 20 exons. Gene Ontology annotation, molecular function: mRNA binding. Bases 328 to 3210 code for a protein of 960 amino acids. Gene Ontology annotation, cellular component: cytoplasm; nucleus.
CAAAUAUAAAGACUUAUGCUUCAAUUUCCAGCGUUACAUUAACUUAAUUAAUUUUAAGUGAUUUUAAAUGAUGUCUAUUAAAAAACAUUGUUUUUGUAAGAUAUAAUUAUGUGUUUACUAUUUCUUUAAAAACUAAUACGUUCGAACAAUAGUGAUCAUUUUGAUCAGUUAUCAUAUAAUAACCGAAUUUUUCAACCAUAAUAUUUGUGAACUGAACUUUUUGUUAUUUAGUUCUCAGUUUCUGUCGUUAAUGAAUAUUUCGCAUAUUUUAAUUUAACUGGUUAAAUAGAAGUACUUGUAUAAUUAUUUCAUUUAUUGAAAAUUAUUAUGUCUGACCUUACAAAUGAUAAACAUUAUCCUGAUUCAGUUGAAUCUACUUUGUUUGACGCUGGUAUAGCUGAAGGAAUAAAUAUGAAUGAAUCCGAAAAUGGAACUUCUGGCGAAGAAAAGGUAAAAGUUGUCAGAUUUAAACCAGAGAAAAGAUACACUAAAAAAGCAUUGUUGGAGUUACAAAAUUUAAGUAGUUCUAAAGUGCGCCCAAAAUUUUUAGACAAUUUUCCUGAAUUGGAUUUAGAAAAUUCUAAAACAAAAAAGGGAAAUAAGCCUACAACCAGUAAUAAAUCAAUAAAUAACACCAAAACAGUUGCAUUUGAUUUAACUCCAUGGCAAAAUCAACCAACAGAAAAUGGUGAAACUAAAUUAGAGAAAAAAUCACAGGAUGCUAAAGACCGCUUAAAAAAGGAUCAAGAUAUUGUUUUAAGUCCACAAAGACGUAGUUUUAAUUCGGGGUGUUUUGUUACUGUUAAUGCCAAUGCAUCAAAACGUUCAAAUAGUCCUUUGAACACAUCUGCAAAACAAUAUGUUGAAAGGGAACCUGUUCGUGAAUCACGUCGAAUAGGUAGUGGUAGGUUGAUGAGUAGAGAUUCUUGGGAGUCUGGUUAUCGUCAACAAGAUAAUGGCAUGGCAAAUAAUUAUACAUUUUCCAAAGGAACUUUCCGUGAUUCUUCAUCUCAUAAUUCAUUAGAACCUCGUAGGAAAGAUUAUGAAUUUGAUAGAGGAGAUUCAGAGCGAUUUAAAAAUUAUGAUCGUUACAAAAUAUCUGGAAAUUUUGAUAAACGUCGUAAUGAUUCUUAUCGGUCACAAGAAGAACCUGAAUGGAUGACUGAUGGUCCAACUUCACAACAUGACACUAUAGAAUUAAGAGGUUUUGAAGAUCUUCCUACAGACAAAUCUAAAAAACAAAAAAAAUCUAAAACGGCUGCUAGAUCUAAGAAAAAUUCUGUGGAUUCUAACAUUGAAUUAGCAACAACUACCAAAGGAACAAAUGAUAAGUUGAAAAAAACAAAAAAAGACAAAGAGGAGGAUAAAAAAAAGAAGUCAACAUCUGAUAAACUUAAUGGAGAAUCAGAUGAUCAAACUAUAAAAGAUUUAGAAUCAAUAUCUGGAAAUGAAUUCAUUCAAGCAUAUGAUGCUGAACAUAAAACUAACGAUAAUUUUAUGAAUGACUUCAAUAUAGAUGAUUUUUUGAAACCAGAUUACUUAAAUGAAAUGAUGCAUGUUGAAGGAGAAAGUGAUAGCAGUGCAGCUGGAUCACGAUUUCGUCAAUGGUUCACAACUACUCAUGAAAGCAGCCGAGCUUCAUCUGCAUCUACUGAAAUGCUGAAUUCUGGGAAUAAUAAAUCCAAUACUGAAGAAGACCCUCGACAAUUAUCUUCAUUGCUUCUCGGAAUGGUUAAAAACCAAAAUAAAAUAAAGGAGUCUAAAAACAUGACUAAUGCUUAUGAUUCUAUUUCAUCGAGUGAAAACAACAAAUUACCACCAGCUAUUAUGGAUGUUAUCAAAGCUAAUGUGACCCAAGUAAAUGAUUCUAAAGCUACCAUGCGUGUUUUAGAAACUAGUGGUAAAGUCCAUAGUCUUGAAGAAAUUGAGUCUAGGUUACGUAUGUCUGGCAGUCAACAAAAUGGGAGUUUACCUCAACAUAACAAUAGUCAAUUUAGUGAUGAAAUCAAUUUAAAAAAACUACAAAAUGCUAAGGUGAUUCAAAAUGAGCAUGAAAAUAAUGAUGGACGUCUUUCUAAUAGUUCUCAAAAUUAUUCUAUUAUGCAGAUGCUAAAUAAUGCUCAAACACCUCAGAACUAUAUAAUAAAUCAAGGACAAACUUCUUCUGGUCAAUUUAGCUCUUCCAAUAGCUACCGUUCUCAACAGUCUAAUAUGCAAGUUCCCAAUGAGUUAGUCAUGAAACUAAUGGAAGCACAACAGAUACAAAAACAACAGGAAAACAUCCUUGCUAAAGCUUUAACUGCCCAGCAACAAACUUAUAAGCUACCUGCUGAACUUCAAAAUAUGGUUAAUUUCUAUACACCAUCAAAAGAUGUAUUGCAUAACCGUGAAGCUCAAGAGAUGUUAUUAGGAAUUAAACGAGGUGAAGUAAUGUUACAUCAUUUGGUUGAUCAAUGGAAAAAAACAAAUCCUAACAAUUUACGUUAUCGUGAAACACUGAUUUGCUUAAUGAAAUUAUUUCAACAUUCCAAUAAUUCCCAGAGAAUGGUUAAUCAACAAGAAUUAGCUUACCAGCAACAAGCUGCAUUGUACCAAAGCCAGAUGUUAAAAAGACAAUUACUUGAUCAGAACAACAAACGAAUGGAAAGUGUUCAUAACACGCCAUAUAAUGGAGAAGUUUCUAUAGAUUUAAAUAAUUCACCAUCUCAAUUGCAACAGCAACCUCAACCACGAAUUGGCUUAACACCAACAUCAGUAUUACGUAAAAUGACUUCUACUUCAGAAACACUUAUAGAUAAACAUCAUAUUUCAGAUGACAGAGCUGCUACACAUCAUGCUUUACAACAUCAAAUUAAUACUUUACAACAACAAAUUCAACAACAACAAUUUAUGCAACAGCAACAACAGCAAAGACCAGUCAACACAACUAUUCAACAAAUAUUGAGUGGUAACUAUCCUAGGUAUCAGCAUGGAGUACAACAACAACAGUCUAAUAAUCUCAAUGGACGCAUGAAUUAUGGCCCCAGUGACAAGAAUCAAAUUGGCCGUGUUCAGUCACCUGUAAGUAAUCAACUUGCUCGUUGGUUUUCUCCUGAAUUAUUAGCUCAAGCUCGUGCAGGACGUUUACCAAAUAUGCCAGCUAUGACUCAAAAUGUAAACAUGCUCAGUGUUGAAGACAUAGAAAAGUUUCAGGUUGGUGGUCGAACUUAACUGCUGAAGUAUAUCAUAAGAAAAAAAACAAAAAAAUGUAUUAAAAUUAAAAAUGAUUUAAAAAAAAAAUUGUUAUUCCUUAUAAAUAUAAGUCCUUCUCCAAGUCUCAUUUUCUUUCUUUAUCUUUUAUUGUUUAAAAAAAUGAGGUUUUAUAGUUUAUCUAAGCAAUGGUUUUGUUUUUCUGGCUGACCUUAAAUUUUUCCUCUUUUAAGCAAUAUAGAAUCUUUAAAUUUUCUUUAUGCAUGUUUUAAACAAAAAAUUAACCAAUAUUUUUUGAAAAAUAAUGAUUUUAUUCUGAUGAUCAUGAAACGUAUGUAUAUUUUAUAAUACAUUAUAAUUAUAAUUUCUUCAAAUUUUGAUCUUUAGUGUAUAAAAAUUUACUUUAAUUAUCUUUAAAAAUAAUGUGUAAAUAAGUACUAAGAAUAACUUUCUUUAGUGCAAUUUGUCUGUGAUGUUAGAAGUUGUAUUUGUAAGUUCAAUAAAUCUUCAUUGUAUUACUAGAAUAAAUAAUUAUGAGCCAUAGUGGCGUGUAUGUAUGCAAAAUAAAAUAUUGUAAUUAUUAAACUAA